AUGUGUACCCUAAGGAUUUCAGAGAAAUCGGUGCGAGCUCUGCGGGAUGCUUGUGAAGACUACGGCGUCAGUGUGUUUGGCUCUAGCACCUUUGAGCUAAUUGCCGACCCUACCUGUUUAAGGCUUCUGGGUGACGGGACUUACGGCACUUGCUACUUGGUUGUAGUCUCCAACAGCCAGUGGGUCAUCAAGAGCGUCAUAGAUAAAACCAGUUGUGUUCAAAGUCUAGUGACGGAAAUCCAAGCCCUGUCAGCCCUGCAGGGGGUCCCCGAUCUUCAGAAGGUAAUCGGAAUUUGUCCUUGGAGGCUCGCCCUCAUUACCGAGUAUGCCGGGGAGACCUUGGCCAGGUACUUGGAAACCCACAAAUGCACCUUAUCCCAGCGCCUCCAGAUCGUACGACAGGUCAGCCACAUACUGCUAGCGGUGAAGGAGCGAGGAUGGGUGCACACUGAUGUCAAAUCUGACAACAUCUGCAUCCAAAGCACCGCCAUAGGGAUUCGUACCACUCUCAUUGACUUCGGUCUGGCUACAAAGAUCGGAGGAUUCAUCUCCUUCACUCCGGGAACAGUGGCACCUUCCUACAUGGCCCCUGAGGUGGUCAAGAACCGUCCACUGACCUCCCAGGCCGAUGUAUACAGCGUGGGUCGCCUUUUGCAGUUUCUUGUUAAGGGCAACGUACACCAUCUUACCCGUGACGUACAACGAUGGAUGAGUCACGCCACCAACCCCGAUCCUAACCAGCGAUACUCUUUGGAAGUUUUGUCGCGGCUUCUGCAUUGA
This is a messenger RNA of Homarus americanus (American lobster), 780 nucleotides long. RefSeq names its product probable CTD kinase subunit alpha homolog. The record is from RefSeq and is a predicted model, not a curated record. Bases 1 to 780 code for a protein of 259 amino acids. Lineage: Eukaryota; Metazoa; Arthropoda; Malacostraca; Decapoda; Nephropidae. The transcript has a single exon. Gene Ontology annotation, cellular component: cytoplasm; nucleus. Gene Ontology annotation, biological process: mitotic DNA damage checkpoint signaling; protein phosphorylation. Gene Ontology annotation, molecular function: ATP binding; protein serine/threonine kinase activity.